Molecule: messenger RNA, 672 nt
Organism: Gryllus bimaculatus (two-spotted cricket)
Lineage: Eukaryota; Metazoa; Arthropoda; Insecta; Orthoptera; Gryllidae
Source: the annotation of a GenBank genome assembly
GUGGUGGCCAUCAACGUGAAGACCGGGCGCGUGGUGAAGGUGAUCGACCUGUCCUCCCUGGUGACGCCCAACAGCCGUCUGCAGUACCUGGUGGUGGACUACGCGCCCGACGGCCGCGCAUACGUCUACAUCAGCGACGCCGCCAGCCGCGCCAUCCUCGUCUACGACAUCACCCUCAGCAAGGGCUACCGCGUGGUGCUCCCUCAGGCCGUGACGAGCGGCUGCGCGCGGCGCGACGUGCUGUACCUGGCGCUGAUCCGCAAGAGCUGCGGCUCCACCGUGCUCUACUUCACCUACCUGUCGGGCAGCCGGCUUUUCUCCAUCCGCACGGAGCACCUGCGGCGCGGCUGCGCGCGCGGCACCGUCGUCGACGUGGGCCCCAAGCCGGCGCCGCUCGUGCUGCUCGGCACCGACAACGGCGCCGCCAUCUUCUUCCGCAAGAAGGGCGAGAGCGACAUCUACAUGUGGAACACGCAGACCUGCUUCAAGCCGCAGAACUUCCUGCUGGUGCAGAACGGCGGCGAGUGCCGGCUGGCCACGCACGUCGUGCCGGGCUACAAGCGGCUCAUGUGGGUGCUCGAGUCCAACUUCCACGACUACAUCCAGGGGUGCGUGGGGUGCGUGGGCGCCAGCGUGUCGCUCAAGCCCUUGGUCAAGUCGUGCGACGAUUAA